Pararge aegeria (speckled wood butterfly) is the source of this 801-nucleotide messenger RNA. It is a transcript of the gene GSTe3, whose product is annotated as glutathione S-transferase 1-like. Gene Ontology annotation, biological process: glutathione metabolic process. Gene Ontology annotation, molecular function: glutathione transferase activity. The coding region runs from base 120 to 776 and encodes 218 amino acids. The record is from RefSeq and is a predicted model, not a curated record. The transcript is spliced from 6 exons. Lineage: Eukaryota; Metazoa; Arthropoda; Insecta; Lepidoptera; Nymphalidae.
AUAAACGCUUCAUUGGGAGCACACGAUUAGUUAAUCGACCACCUCAAAUAUAUACUAAAAAUACACUAGUUUGUUUAAAGUUUAGUUUUCAUCAACAUAGUGCGAUCUUCUAUUUCAGAAUGCCGCUAAAAUUAUAUAAAAUGGACUUGAGUCCGCCAGCCUGUGCUGCCAUGAUGAUUUGCGAGAUUCACAACGUUCCAGUUGAGAUGAUUGAUUUGAAUCUUCUAGAAAAGGAGCAAUUAAAGCCUGAGUAUCUAAACAAAAAUCCAAUGCACUCAGUUCCUAUGCUAGAGGACGACACUGAUUCAUUGUUUAUUCAUGAUAGCCACGUGAUUCUCACAUACAUAACGGAUAAGUAUGGCAAAGACGACACCCUGUAUCCCAAAGAUCUGAAGAAAAGAGCACUUGUAGACCAAAAGUUAUAUUUUGAUACACUCCUGUUUAACCGUGUAAAAUCUAUAUCUUUUCCAGCAUUAUUUGAGGGAGUACGACAAGUGCCAGAAAAACCUCGGAACGCUCUACUUGAGUGCUACGAUUUUCUAGAAACAUUCCUCACUAAAACGAAGUUUAUUGCCGGCGACAACAUAACUAUCGCCGAUGUAUCCAUAGUCCCUACUGUUGCUGCGGCGAGCUACAUUGUUCCGAUUGAUGAUAAAAAAUACCCAAAACUUCAGGCGUGGUUCUCUAAUAUGGAAAAGCAGCCAUUUUACCAAAAACGUACUGCAGCAGGAACGAUGCAGCUCAAGGAAGUCCUUCAGAAGUGUCUAGAUCAGUAAAUAAGAAAUAGACUAUAAAUCAUCA